UUGUCAGAAAAAUAACAUUUUUUCGAAUUUAUUAUGAAAAAUCUCAUAAUAAGCUGUUUAGUAGCAUUUUGUGCUGCAGAUUUAUAUCGAAAAGUUCCUGCCGAAGAUAAUUUUGAAUUUGAUAAUUUUGCAGGAAAAUGGUUCGAACUUUACUAUAACAAUCUAAACUCUCAAGUUGAAUGUAGUGUUUUGAAUUAUUCACCAAAUGAUCAAAAAUAUAAUUUUAAUGUCGACGGAACAUAUGUUUUUGAUGAUAAGUACGAGAGUAGUCAUCAGUUGCAUCAACUGACAUUUCCUAAAGAGAAUCCACAUCGAGGUUUAUUUAAUGUUACUGAUCAUAACAAUGAAAAUAAAUUCUCAAAUUUUACGUACAGAGUCUUUUCGACAGACUAUUCAAACUAUGCAAUAAUCUGGAUGUGCUAUGAGCUGAAUUCUAAACUAAUUGAAGAUAUCGCUAUUUGGGGUAGAAAAACUAAUUUUUCUGAAGAAUUGUACAUCAAAAUUGAAAUGGUCUUAUCCAAACUCAAUGCUAGUUUGGAAAGUUUUAAAAAGAUUGAUCACAGUCCUGAAGCAUGCCUGGAUUGGUGAUUGACAUUGAUUAUUACAAGGCGCAUAGCCAAGGUGGAAGGAGGGUAUUUGGGUGACAAAUCCCCCUACCUUAACAGAAUUAUUUUCAUUUUUCUAGGGGUUUCAAUAAAAAAAUUUUUGUGCAAAAAUCUUUAAAAAUCCAGCGUCCCCGGCGUUGGUACUAAAAUUUUUUCGAACCCCUCUUCAAAUUUCUGGCUACACCCCUGACUAUUAAAAAAAGCUAAUAUUUUUAAACAAUGUAAAAUUUUAUUCUCAGUCUAAAUUUCAAUUUAUGAAUGAAAAAAGUAAAAACAAUUGUCAAAUGAUGUUGAACAAGA
Chironomus riparius is the source of this 905-nucleotide messenger RNA. The record is from the annotation of a GenBank genome assembly. NCBI's taxonomy places the organism in Eukaryota, Metazoa, Arthropoda, Insecta, Diptera, Chironomidae.